AUGUCAGAUAUAGCAGCAACACCACCACCACUUCCUGAAGCAAGUGGUUCUUUAUCAACAGCAAAUACCCCGCAAGAUUCAGUGCAAUUCCCACUUAAGUUAAUAAAUUGGAAAUUAGAUUCAAAUCAUGAUUUAUUAUCAACACCUAUUUUAUUACAAGAGAAGAACGGCCCUUGUCCUUUAAUUGCUUUAUGCAAUACAUUAUUAUUAAACCAUGAUAUGCAAACAAAUAACAAAUCUGUCCUGGAUGAAGAUCCAACUUAUUUUGCUAAUAAUCAAGAACGAUCAAAGGAAAUUUCGAUGGAUAAUUUUAAAUCAAAAUUAAUUAAUAAGUAUCAUAAUCAAGGUAAAAUUAAUUUAGAUGAAGUCUUACAAUAUAUUGCUGAUUUAUUAUUGGUUUAUAUUGAAGGUAUCGAAGAUCGAUUUAAAUUCACCAUUGAUGAAUUCUUAUCAAAUUUACCAAAAUUACACACCGGUUUAAAUGUUAAUCCUAUUUUAUAUUCAAGUGAAUUCCAACAGGAUUUGGGUACGGAACUAUUUGAUAUUUUUGAAUUGAAAUUUAAACAUGGUUGGGUCGUUGAUUCUACUAAUCAUGAGCCAACUUUAUGGAAUGAUGCAGAGUAUAACACCUUAGUUGAAUUGAUUAAUUCAUUGGAGAAUUUUGAUAAGAUUCAAGAUUAUUUAUUACAUGAUGAUGAUGACGAUGAUCCACAAAUUCAUCAAAAUAAAGAAUUUCUUUCUAAAUGGUUAAGUUUAAAUCAAACUCAAUUGACUCAACAAGGUAUUGCUGAAUUGAAUGAUAAGUUAGAUACCAAUGAAUUUAUUGUAUUUUUCAGAAAUAAUCAUUUCAACACAUUAUUUAAAAAAUCAGAAAAUGAGUUUUAUUUAUUAUUAACUGAUUCAUCAUUUGUUGGAUCUAGUCAUACUAGCAAUAAAUCAUCACAAAUUAUUUGGCAAUCUUUAAAUAGUGUGUCUGGAAAUGAUGAUUUAUUUUUCACUGGUGAUUUCAACCCCGUAUUGGAUAUUGAUCAAGAUUUACCAAAUUUUGCUCCAGAUACAGGUAACAGUGAUUAUUUGUUGUUGAAGCAGUUACAAGAAGAGGAGGAUCAGAAAUUAGCUGCUGGAUUACAAAAAAGAUACGACAAGAGAAAACCCAGCAACAAUACCAAAAACGAUUCUAAUAAUACAGCACCUCCAUCAAAGUCCAGUUCGUCAAGGACUAAUCCUGGAACUCAUAAGCUUAAAGAACUGACUGAUAUUAAAACAGAUACUACCCAGAAAAAGAAGAAACAUUGUAUUAUUACAUAG
Candida tropicalis MYA-3404 is the source of this 1308-nucleotide messenger RNA. RefSeq lists its product as uncharacterized. Gene Ontology annotation, molecular function: K48-linked deubiquitinase activity; cysteine-type carboxypeptidase activity; cysteine-type deubiquitinase activity. NCBI's taxonomy places the organism in Eukaryota, Fungi, Ascomycota, Pichiomycetes, Serinales, Debaryomycetaceae. Gene Ontology annotation, biological process: protein K48-linked deubiquitination. Gene Ontology annotation, cellular component: cell periphery; cytosol. The transcript has a single exon. The record is from RefSeq and is a predicted model, not a curated record. Bases 1 to 1308 code for a protein of 435 amino acids.